AAGUUGUAAUCGUGUAGAGCAUUAAACAUGUCGCGUUUCGUUUGCCUUUCAGUGCUUGUGCUCCUGGCAGCUGUGGCCGUAUCCUGCAAGCCGCACGAGGAUUACGACAAGGAGCACAUUGCCGAGGUAGCCGAGGAGUGCAAAACGGAGUCGGGCGCCACAGAUGAGGAUGUGGAGCACAUGAUGCAGCAUGAGCCAGCCGAUUCACAUGAGAGCAAAUGCCUGCGCGCCUGUAUGCUGAAGAAGUUCGAGAUUAUGAACGACGAGGGCAAGUUGAGCAAGGAAAACGCUUUGGAGAUGGUCAAGCUGAGCAGCAAGGAUGAUGCUGAAAAGGAAGCCGCUGCCGCUGAGAUUGUCGACAAGUGUGAGGGCAUCGAAGUGCCCGAGGAUCACUGCGACGCUGCUGCCGCCUACGAGAAGUGCAUCAUUGAUCACAUGCACGAGCAUGGCUUGGCCCUGGAGUAACCCCAAAACAAGCUGGAAAUAUGGAAUGGAAUGAUGCAAGCGCCUCCCAUGCUAUAUGAUACACGACUCUGUUUUUUUUUUUUUUAAAUAAUAUCAUAAUUUAAAAAAAAUAUAUAUAUAUACAUCUAUAUAUACUACUCUAUAUAUACCUCUAGUUCCUAAGUGCAUGUAAAUAAAUUGCGCCAACUGCAGUUCAA
This is a messenger RNA of Drosophila mojavensis, 662 nucleotides long. RefSeq names its product general odorant-binding protein 19d (gene Obp19d). Gene Ontology annotation, molecular function: odorant binding. Gene Ontology annotation, biological process: sensory perception of smell. Lineage: Eukaryota; Metazoa; Arthropoda; Insecta; Diptera; Drosophilidae. Bases 28 to 465 code for a protein of 145 amino acids. The transcript has 4 exons. The record is from RefSeq and is a predicted model, not a curated record.